Molecule: messenger RNA, 2140 nt
Organism: Eriocheir sinensis (Chinese mitten crab)
Lineage: Eukaryota; Metazoa; Arthropoda; Malacostraca; Decapoda; Varunidae
Gene: Rcd5
Product: microspherule protein 1-like
Exons: 8
Coding region: 479-1801 (440 amino acids)
Biological process (GO): positive regulation of transcription by RNA polymerase II
Cellular component (GO): MLL1 complex; NSL complex; Ino80 complex
Molecular function (GO): G-quadruplex RNA binding; protein binding
Source: RefSeq, a predicted model, not a curated record
CCCGCCGUUUUCUGUAGCGCUAUCCCUCCGCCAUGUUUGUUUACAUUCUGCGGAGCCUGGCGCGGGGCACUCAGGGCGCUGUUAGUGUGUGGGUGCUGCGCUGCUCUGUGCCAUAGGAGGGACUGACUGGCCACACCAUUACUGUCUAGGAGUUCCAGGGAAAGGGUCUGAUGCCAAGAAGUGAGAAAACCUAUACAAAAGCCAAGUUCCUCUGCCUCACCAAGGGGCCGUGCCACAAGCCACUCCCAAGUCUUGAGGUCUGCCGUCCACCUCUCCCCAUUCAGUGUUUGUCUGUGCACUCCACGUCAAGCGUCACAGAUGAUUACCAGAUUUGUUCACAAAGGCAAACCAAAAAUUUGUGUACAGCACCAUUGUUACACCUGCCUAUGCACUGGCUGCUCCUACAAGCUGAGUCAUCGCAACCGGUGGGACUGAGUUACGAAUAAUUUGGGUAACUGAGAGGCCACGGUUUCGCUCAAUGGACCUCACCCUGCCACCCCGUGAACGCACCACCAGCACCAGCAGCCUUAUAGAGGAUGGCACAAAGCGCAGGUCUUCCUCCAGAGCCAUCAAGCGCCCUAAGUUUGAUGAUGAACUGGUUGAGUCAAGUCUUGGAGGUCAAGGCUCCACUCCUCUUAACAAGAUUCGAACACGUAAUCCAUCAAUCUCCACCGCAUCAGAUUGUUCUGUGUCGCUUCCUCCAACACCAUCAGUCACAUCUGAUGUUAGAAAGAGACUGUCAUCAAAGUCUUCUAGUAAGAAGGCAAGAAAGGGUAGAGGAUCACAAUCAAUUGUCACCAAAGACCUUGGUCGGUGGAAACCAACAGAUGAUCUUGGUUUGAUAAUUGGAGUCCAGCAAACAUGUGACUUAGUAACUGUCCACAGAGGUGUAAAGUUCUCCUGCAAGUUCACACUUGGGGAGGUUCAGGAGCGAUGGUAUGCUCUUCUCUAUGAUCCAACAGUGUCAAGAAUUGCUCAGCAAGCCAUGAAAAAUUUACAUCCUGACCAGAUACAAGCAGUCCAAUCCCGAGCUCUCUACAGCAAGGCUGAGGAAGAACUUUUAGGAACAAUCAAAUCCAACUCAAACCCUACACUUCAAACCUUUGAACAGUGUCUGAAGGACAACCCACAUAUACUCUUCCCAGCACGUUCUGCUAAGUCACUUUUUGCACACUGGCAGCUAUUGAAACAGUAUCACCUGCUCCCAGACCAGUCUGUCCCUCCUCUCAACAAGAAUGGGCCUGUCAAGGAUUUUGCUGAAGCUGAGCAACAGAUUCAUGAUUCUGAACUGUAUGAGAGCAGUGAUGACUUGCUGGAACAUGAGCUUGGAGUGGCUGGUCGGGGGAGCAAGCGAGAGAUUCGUCUCUUGGAAGACCAAGUUUCCAAGUGGCAGGUCUUGGUUGACACAGUCACAGGAAUUUCACCUCCAGAAUUUGACAAUCAGACUCUCGCUGUACUCCGAGGUCGACUAGUAAGGUACCUUAUGCGGUCCAGAGAAAUAACUUUAGGGCGUAAGGCAUCGGGUGUUAAUGUGGAUGUGGAUCUUUCCUUGGAGGGGCCUGCUUGGAAGAUAUCUCGCAGACAAGGAAUCAUUAAGUUGCGGAACACAGGGGACUUCCUGGUUGCCAAUGAGGGCAAGAGACCAAUCUAUGUUGAUGGCAAACCUGUGCUGGCUGGGAACAAGACCAAGCUGAACAACAACUCUGUAGUGGAGAUUGCAUCAUUAAGGUUUAUAUUCCUAAUUAAUCUUGACCUCAUUAAUGUCAUUCGUCAAGAAACAGCCAAGCUUAGUGGUCAUUAAUGAUUAGCAAAGGUAUAGCUCUUGAAGUAGAUGUAACUUUCCAACAGAAAUCUCCUGAUGACAAAGGUAGGAUUUGUGACUUGAUACCUGGUUAGUGUAAGUGAAAUUACAAUUUUCUACAAUGAGUAGUAUUUUCUAUUACUUUUUUUAGUGGAUAAAUGUAAGAAAUUAAGUUAUUAAUAAAUUACUCUUCUUAAAACAAUCAUGAUUUACUGAAAUUAUAUAAUACAACAUACCAAUGUACCUGCAUUUUUUUCUAGUGGGCAUUUAUUUCUGUUGCCAAAAUGUAAUUUUUCUUUAAAUAUGCUGUCACAAUGAAAUACAGUUUUUUUUCUGUUA